ACCGGUGCCACUGGUUACAUUGGCGGAGAUGUCCUUUAUGCCGUGCACCAGGCACAUCCCGAUUGGCAGUACUCCCUUUUGGUUCGAAGCAAGGACAAAGCAGCCCCGGUUACUAGCAAGUACCCUAAUGUGAGGACCGUGCUUGGAGAUCUCGACUCGUCCGACGUUAUUGAGGAAGAGGUCAAGAACGCCGACAUUGUACUCCAUUGUGCCAACUGCGACCAUGUCGCAUCUGCAGAGGCAAUCGCAAAGGGUGCCGCCCACCACACUCCUGAAAAGCCGGUGUGGGUGAUCCACACCUCCGGCACUGGCAUUCUCACCGUUGAGGAUUUCCGCAGCAACACCUGGGGCUUUUACCGUUCGAAGGAGCACAACGACUGGGAUGGCGUCGAUGAGCUCCUUAACCUCCCCGACGACUCCUUUCACCGCAAUGUCGACAAGAUCAUCAUCGAGGCCAGCCAGCGGAACCCGGAAAGUGUCAAGACGGCGAUCGUCUGCCCUCCCACUAUCUACGGUCCGGGCCGUGGACCUGGUAACCAGAAGAGCGUUCAGGCAUACUGGCUCUCCGCUGCUGUGCUGAAGAGAAAGAAGGGAUUCUUGGUGGGUGAAGGCAAGAACAUUUGGCAUCAGGUCCACGUCCAGGACCUCAGUGACGUAUAUGGUGCUUUGGCAGACGCUGCCGCCGCCGGUGGUGGAAAGGCCACGUGGAACGAUAAGGGCUACUAUCUUGCUGAGAACGGGCCAUUUGUUUGGGGCGAUAUCCAGCGCGAAGUGGCUAAAGUCGCCUAUGAGAAGAAGCUGAUUCCCUCUCCUGAUGUUGAAUCCCUGUCGGAUGCGCAGGUCACGGAGUUGAACGAGUUUGGGCUGUAUGCUUGGGGAAGUAGCUCUAGAGGCCAUGCUCUUCGAGCCAGGAAAUUGUUUGGAUGGUCCCCGAGCAAGCCUAGCCUGAAGGAGCUUAUUCCUGAGAUUGUGGACGUCGAAGCUAAGGCCUUGGGUUUGCUGUAG
Aspergillus bombycis is the source of this 1005-nucleotide messenger RNA. Its product is annotated as putative nucleoside-diphosphate-sugar epimerase. The transcript has 2 exons. NCBI's taxonomy places the organism in Eukaryota, Fungi, Ascomycota, Eurotiomycetes, Eurotiales, Aspergillaceae. The record is from RefSeq and is a predicted model, not a curated record. The annotation marks the transcript as partial.